AGCUGACACGAGAGCUAGCAAGCAGUCCGGGUCAGCCAGGUACAAUACGGCAAACAGAACCGUAAUCGUAGAUUUCGAUUUUGGACCUCUCAAUUAACACUCCAAGAUAUCUGCAACCUCUAAUUAAGCACUCCAACUCGGAUUGGAUUCCACUUUUCCUCCAUUGCCAACCUUCAUUUUCAACAAUUCCCAUUCAGUCCCGGAAUAAUCCAAAUCAUUGGAAAUUUGGAAUAUAAAGAUCCGUUUUUCUCUGCGACGCAAGAGACUUCUUUUCAAGCUUUCUCACCAUUUACAUGUUAAGAGGUACUUGUUGAUGGUCAUCUAAGCUCGUUACGGUUUGAGAAUUUCAAUCUGUGAAAGAUGGUUGCCUUUGGGAAAAAGUUGAAGGAACGACAAAUUCAAGAAUGGGAAGGAUAUUAUAUUAAUUAUAAGCUAAUGAAGAAGAAAGUGAGACAAUACGCUCAACAAAUUGAAGUUGGAACACAAGAUCGCAGGCAUGUCCUCAAGGAUUUCUCAAAGAUGCUAGAUAAUCAGAUCGAGAAGAUUGUUCUUUUUCUGUUGGAACAACAAGGGUUGCUUGCAAGUAGGCUUGCCAAACUCAAUGAACGGCAGGAGGCUCUUGAGCAACAGCCAGAUAUAGCCCUAAUAACCCAAUUACGAGAAGACUAUAGAGCAGUGGGGCAUGAUUUGUUAAAGCUACUCUUUUUUGUUGAGAUAAAUGCAAUCGGUCUACGUAAGAUAUUGAAGAAGUUUGAUAAACGCCUUGGAUAUAGAUUCACCGAUUACUAUGUCAAAACUCGUGCUAAUCAUCCUUACUCCCUUUUGCAGCAAGUGUUCAAGCAUGUGGGUUUAGGAGCUGUUAUUGGAGCCAUAUCUCGCAAUCUUCAUGAACUUCAGGAACACCAGGGUAGCUACUUAUCCAUCUAUGAUCAGCCAGUUCUUCCCUUCCAGGAUCCUGUCGUUGAUUCAUUAAAAGCAGCUGUAGACAGACUAUCUAACUCAACAAAUUUCCUUAACUUUCUGGCACAACAUGCACUCAUUAUGCAUGAAGAGCUACCUACUCCUGCUGAGGAACGUGCUGAUGAUGAAAGAUAUCAUUUUAUGUCACUUCUUUUGAACUUAGUGAACACUUUCCUUUAUAUGGUCAACACAUAUAUAAUUGUCCCUACAGCAGAUGACUAUUCCACAAUGCUUGGUGCUGCAGCAACAGUUUGUGGUAUUGUGAUUGGGGCAAUGGCCGUCGCUCAAGUGUUUUCCUCAGUGUAUUUUAGUGCUUGGUCUAACAAAUCAUAUUUCAAACCUCUAGUGUUUAGCAGUAUUGUUCUUCUUGUGGGAAAUCUCAUGUAUGCAAUGGCGUUAGAUUAUCAGUCAAUAGCACUUCUUUUAAUUGGGCGUCUCUUAUGUGGGUUUGGUUCUGCUAGAGCUGUUAACCGGCGUUAUAUCAGUGAUUGUGUGCCUCUUCGAAUUCGUAUGCAGGCAUCAGCAGGUUUCGUCAGUGCCAGUGCUCUUGGAAUGGCAUGUGGUCCUGCUCUUGCUGGCUUGCUUCAAACUAAUUUCAAAAUUUACAAGUUUACAUUCAACCAAGUCACUUUGCCAGGUUGGGUUAUGGCUGUGGGUUGGCUUAUAUAUCUCGUAUUUUUGUGGUUCACAUUUAAAGAACCUUCUCAUUUCAGUGAAGAAAGCAAUGUAGUACAGGAAUCUAAUGCUGGACUGAGGGAAAAUGAUGUGCUUGAGAAGGGUCUUAAACAACCAUUACUGUUGAGUUCAGAAAGCAAACAAGAAGAUGAAAAUGGUGAAGGAGAAUGCGAUGGCAGUGAUGAAGCUCCUGAGGAAUCUCGGCGACCUGCCACUUCAAUUGUUUCAGCAUACAGGCUGCUUACACCCUCUGUAAAGGUUCAGUUGUUGAUAUAUUUCAUGCUGAAAUACGCAAUGGAGAUUUUACUCUCAGAAUCCAGUGUUGUUACCUCAUACUACUUCGGUUGGUCAACAAGCUCGGUGGCUAUUUUCCUUGCGUGUCUAGGGCUAACAGUUCUUCCAGUAAAUAUUAUUGUUGGAAGCUACAUUAGUAACAUGUUCGAAGACAGGCAAAUUUUAUUGGCAUCAGAAAUCGUGGUUUGCUUAGGAAUACUGCUAAGCUUCAAAAUCAUAAAUCCAUACACUGUUCCACAAUAUGUCUGCUCAGGAUUAAUCAUGUUUGUUUCUGCCGAAGUGCUUGAAGGUGUUAACUUGUCACUGCUGUCUCGAGUCAUGUCAUCCAGGCUCUCUCGUGGAACCUACAAUGGAGGACUACUCUCAACUGAAGCUGGGACGAUAGCACGUGUGAUCGCAGAUGGCACAAUUACCCUGGCUGGGUACUUGGGUGAGAGUAAGCUGUUGAAUGUCACCCUUCUUCCUUCUCUCCUCAUUUCUGUAGUCUCCAUUGUUGCUACCUGCUGUACCUACAACUCGCUCUAUUAGUUUGUAAGUUGUACAAAUUAGUUGUUUGACUGGUAAGUUCUAAUUUUUCAAUUUUUGUUACUUUGAUUCCUAUUUGUUUCUGUUCAUAUUUGUAUUUCAUGUGUAACUGUUCCAUAUUAUAGACAAACUAGCUCAUUGAUUCUACAAUUCAAUUGGAAUUUAAUAAACUCAAUUUUUUGGAA
Messenger RNA from Jatropha curcas, 2639 nucleotides. The record is from RefSeq and is a predicted model, not a curated record. NCBI's taxonomy places the organism in Eukaryota, Viridiplantae, Streptophyta, Magnoliopsida, Malpighiales, Euphorbiaceae.